UCUCUCUCCCUUCCCCGACUUGACGUCACCGUCCAUUCGGAAGACAGCUCCACCUGGUACCCAACAUGGCUUCCGGGAGGAUAGUGGCCUAUUGAUGCAGUGGCACAACAUUAGGAUUGUCUCUUAGUGCCGGCAUUUCCUUCACUCCUGCAUCUUCUAUCGGGAUAGUAUACAGAAUGCUAUGGCAGAAUAUCCGAAGGAGAUACAUGCAUGUCUUCCAGGUUCUGAUUCUGAUGGUGUAGAAAAUCAAAUUACAAGACAGAAUAGGUUUACUGUAAAUCCAAGCAUUGAUAUGCACCAAAGAGAACAGGAUACGUCUGAUGGCAUACAAGUAGAAACUUUUGAUAUUUCUGUAAAUGAUGAUAGAGAAAGAUAUAAUUUGCAUCAUGAUACUGCAGUUGAACUUACAGAUGACAUAGGUAGGACUUCCAGAAAUAGCAAUAUGAUUACUAGUGCAACACAAACAAGUGAUACUGAUUGUCAGAGAGAUGUUCAUCAUUCAGAACCAGAAUGUUCUUCUGGAUCAUCCAUGUUAUCAUUGUCUUCCAUUUAUCAAGGAGAAUGGCCUAUUGAUGGUAAUGAUAGAGUAUUGUGGGUUAGUGGACCAAGCUGUAUAGGUGAGAAGGAUUCUCUUGGUGGCUUUAUUAAUCAAGAUACAUGUAGCAUCAUGAGUUUCAGCAGCACAGGAAUGACUUCCAGUUCAAUGAAUGCACGUCGUUUUCAUGCCCAUCAGUUAGGGACCAAAGUUGAAAUGGUUUAUUCUCUAUUAUCAAUGCUUGGAACACAUGGUAAAGAAGAUAUGAGUAGAACCUUAUUAGAAAUGUCUAGUUCACAAGAUAGUUGUAUUGCAAUGAGACAAUCAGGUUGUCUGCCACUGUUAAUUCAGUUGUUGCAUGGUGGAGAAAGAGACACUUCUAUUGAUGAAGAUCACCGUUUAUUUAGGCAAGUUGUUCGUGAUGCAAGAAGACGUGCAAGUCAGGCAUUACACAACAUUGUACAUGCCCAUCCAGAUGACAAAAGAGGGCGACGUGAAGCAAGAGUCUUGCGUCUGUUAGAACAGAUCAGGGAUUAUUGUGAUCUAUUGAGAGACAUUGACUCAGGAUUUGUGGAAGACAAUAAUAAUAAUACUAUUGAUCAGCAUCCAGGACCAGCAAUUGCUGCAUUAAUGAAGUUAUCUUUUGAUGAAGAACAUAGACAUGCAAUGUGCCAAUUAGGUGGUCUUCAAGCAAUUGCUGAAUUGAUUCAAAUUGAUCAUGAAGUUCAUGGAAAUACUAGCAACCAAUAUUGUGUUACAAUUAGACGAUAUGCUGGCAUGGCAUUGACAAAUUUAACUUUUGGUGAUGGUACCAAUAAAGCUUUAUUAUGUUCAAUGAAAAAUUUUAUGCAUGCUUUGGUUGCACAAUUACAUUCUCCAAGUGAAGAUCUUAGACAGGUAACGGCAAGUGUAUUACGAAACUUAUCAUGGAGAGCAGAUACAGCAAGUAAACAAAUGCUUAGAGAAGUGGGAGCUGUUGUAACAUUAAUGAAAGCUGCAAUGAGUGCAACUAAAGAAUCAAUUUUGAAAAGUAUACUCUCAGCACUGUGGAAUCUUUCUGCACAUUGCACUAUGAAUAAAGCUGAUAUAUGUGCUGUUGAUGGAGCAUUAGCAUUUUUAGUUAGUACACUCACAUAUAAAAGUUCUUCCAAAACUUUAGCUAUUAUAGAAAAUGGUGGUGGAAUUCUUAGAAACAUUUCAAGUCAUAUUGCUGUAAAAGAAGAAUAUCGUACAAUUCUUCGUAAUCAUAAUUGUCUUCAAUUGCUCCUACAACAAUUAAAAUCACCUAGCUUAACUGUUGUUAGUAAUGCUUGUGGGACUUUAUGGAAUCUUUCAGCAAGAUGUUCUGAAGACCAGCAAGCACUUUGGGAAAUGGGUGCAGUAAGCAUGCUUCGAAACUUAGUUCACUCAAAACACAAAAUGAUAUCAAUGGGUAGUUCAGCAGCAUUACGAAAUCUCUUAUCUGCAAGACCUGCAGGAAUGACAUUAGGACUCAGUAGAAGCAUGAAUGGAACACAGCAGUGUAAUGGUAAAACCAACAUGCCUAUGCUUUAUGUAAGAAAGCAGAGAGCUUUAGAAGCAGAAAUAGAUCAGAAUCUUUCUGAGACUUGCGAUAAUAUAGAUAGUCCUAAAACAAGUCCAACUCAUCUUGUAACAGAAAAUAGAUUUACUUUUGGUUGUCAAAGUAAUAAACAAGACCAGUGCCAAUAUAUGGGUUAUUUACCUGGACGAAUGUAUCUUAGUAUAAAUGGAUAUAUAUCAUCCCCUGAUGGAGUAUCUCGUUCUGAAAGUCGUGAUAGUAUUGGAAGUACACACUCUGAGCCAUUACCUCCACACCUGAUGAAGAAUUCAUAUCAAAUAUUUGCUAAAAGUGCAAGAUUAAUGUUAUUAAAUCAGAGGCAUCGAAGGUCAUCACUUGAGUUUCAGUCUAUAGAAAACUCAGCUCCAAAAAUGGACCAUAAUAAUUACAUGUCAGUUUUUCCAAGCCAUCCAUCAAGAAUUGAUGAGAUUAGAAGGGUAUCUGGGAGUAAUGUUCAUGCAUCCAGUGAAGAAUUGUAUAAAUCACUACCAAGACCAAAUUCUCUUCCUUCUGUUAGAAGAGAAUCAGCUGACAUGAUGAACAGUGAAAGUCCAUUCAGACGUGUUCAUAGUAAUGGUAUUCAUCAUGACAUGUUAUCAACAGGUAUGUCAAGAUCAAAAUUUUAUCCCACUCACAGACGUCUCAAUAGUUAUGUAGAAAAUGAUGCUUAUAGAGGUGAAUAUAAUGUUAGUGAUUAUUAUGCAUUAUCAAAUGAUAAACUAAGAAAGAAAAGUGUUCAAGUUAAUAAUUAUUUGACAAAUUAUAAUUCUAUGUCAUCUACAAUUUCAAAGAACAUUUCUUGUAGACAAGAAGCAAAUGAUGAAAGAAAAUUAUUUGAUAUACCAUUUCGUUAUUAUAAAACUCCACAUUUACAAAAAAAUAGAGAUGAAACUAGUAUUAACCAGUGUAGAGGUGAAGCUGAUUUAAAUGAAAAAUAUUUUGAUGCCAGUUUUAAAAAUCAGUUGAGAUUAUCACCAGAGUUGUCAAAUUACAUAAAUUCCAGAAAUGAUUUUAUAUCUGAUGAUAAAAAGUUAGAAAUAGAUUCACCUUAUAUUGAAAGGAGGCAUCCCAUGCAAGAAUACAAAACAGUUGAGCAUGGAAAUACCUUUGGUUCAGAUAAAGGUAAGAUACACAUUUUCAAUAAAGUAACGGCAAGUGUAUUACGAAACUUAUCAUGGAGAGCAGAUACAGCAAGUAAACAAAUGCUUAGAGAAGUGGGAGCUGUUGUAACAUUAAUGAAAGCUGCAAUGAGUGCAACUAAAGAAUCAAUUUUGAAAAGUAUACUCUCAGCACUGUGGAAUCUUUCUGCACAUUGCACUAUGAAUAAAGCUGAUAUAUGUGCUGUUGAUGGAGCAUUAGCAUUUUUAGUUAGUACACUCACAUAUAAAAGUUCUUCCAAAACUUUAGCUAUUAUAGAAAAUGGUGGUGGAAUUCUUAGAAACAUUUCAAGUCAUAUUGCUGUAAAAGAAGAAUAUCGUACAAUUCUUCGUAAUCAUAAUUGUCUUCAAUUGCUCCUACAACAAUUAAAAUCACCUAGCUUAACUGUUGUUAGUAAUGCUUGUGGGACUUUAUGGAAUCUUUCAGCAAGAUGUUCUGAAGACCAGCAAGCACUUUGGGAAAUGGGUGCAGUAAGCAUGCUUCGAAACUUAGUUCACUCAAAACACAAAAUGAUAUCAAUGGGUAGUUCAGCAGCAUUACGAAAUCUCUUAUCUGCAAGACCUGCAGGAAUGACAUUAGGACUCAGUAGAAGCAUGAAUGGAACACAGCAGUGUAAUGGUAAAACCAACAUGCCUAUGCUUUAUGUAAGAAAGCAGAGAGCUUUAGAAGCAGAAAUAGAUCAGAAUCUUUCUGAGACUUGCGAUAAUAUAGAUAGUCCUAAAACAAGUCCAACUCAUCUUGUAACAGAAAAUAGAUUUACUUUUGGUUGUCAAAGUAAUAAACAAGACCAGUGCCAAUAUAUGGGUUAUUUACCUGGACGAAUGUAUCUUAGUAUAAAUGGAUAUAUAUCAUCCCCUGAUGGAGUAUCUCGUUCUGAAAGUCGUGAUAGUAUUGGAAGUACACACUCUGAGCCAUUACCUCCACACCUGAUGAAGAAUUCAUAUCAAAUAUUUGCUAAAAGUGCAAGAUUAAUGUUAUUAAAUCAGAGGCAUCGAAGGUCAUCACUUGAGUUUCAGUCUAUAGAAAACUCAGCUCCAAAAAUGGACCAUAAUAAUUACAUGUCAGUUUUUCCAAGCCAUCCAUCAAGAAUUGAUGAGAUUAGAAGGGUAUCUGGGAGUAAUGUUCAUGCAUCCAGUGAAGAAUUGUAUAAAUCACUACCAAGACCAAAUUCUCUUCCUUCUGUUAGAAGAGAAUCAGCUGACAUGAUGAACAGUGAAAGUCCAUUCAGACGUGUUCAUAGUAAUGGUAUUCAUCAUGACAUGUUAUCAACAGGUAUGUCAAGAUCAAAAUUUUAUCCCACUCACAGACGUCUCAAUAGUUAUGUAGAAAAUGAUGCUUAUAGAGGUGAAUAUAAUGUUAGUGAUUAUUAUGCAUUAUCAAAUGAUAAACUAAGAAAGAAAAGUGUUCAAGUUAAUAAUUAUUUGACAAAUUAUAAUUCUAUGUCAUCUACAAUUUCAAAGAACAUUUCUUGUAGACAAGAAGCAAAUGAUGAAAGAAAAUUAUUUGAUAUACCAUUUCGUUAUUAUAAAACUCCACAUUUACAAAAAAAUAGAGAUGAAACUAGUAUUAACCAGUGUAGAGGUGAAGCUGAUUUAAAUGAAAAAUAUUUUGAUGCCAGUUUUAAAAAUCAGUUGAGAUUAUCACCAGAGUUGUCAAAUUACAUAAAUUCCAGAAAUGAUUUUAUAUCUGAUGAUAAAAAGUUAGAAAUAGAUUCACCUUAUAUUGAAAGGAGGCAUCCCAUGCAAGAAUACAAAACAGUUGAGCAUGGAAAUACCUUUGGUUCAGAUAAAGGUGUUACAUAUAGAAGUAGUGAACUUAGUUGCAUGGAUGAUACUCCUCUCAUGUUUUCACCUUGCAGUUCUCAGUCUUCACUCAGUAGUUUUGAACAACAUUCCAUUCAUGAUGACCGUAGUUCAAUUAUUAGUGAUAUUAGUCACAGAAAUAGCCUUGUCUUGUCACCUAGUGAUCUUCCAGAAUCUCCUGGUUUUGCAAGACCAUCUACACCCAACACCUUAAAACAGCCCAUUUCUCAGUUUACUGAUGUAGCUCCUCGACCAGAUUUGGAUGGUAUUAUUUGUCCUAUUCCAUCUGCUCCAAAAUGUUACCGACCAAAUUCAUCUACUGAUAUGGCCAACUACAACACUAGUGAUGAUAAACUUUCCAGUAAUGAACCUUUAUUCAGAAAAAUGUCAGCAAGAAAUAAAAAAUUCAAACAUAAGGUUUAUAGUGAUUCUGAAAUAUUAGACUUUAAACUAACUCCUCCUACAAUAAAUGAAAGGAUUAAUUAUUCUUCAUAUCGUGCUCAGUCUUCAGAAUCUUUAGUUUCUAGUCAAAGAAAAAUGGAACUUAAUAAAGAAGAAUUUAAUAGAAGAAAAAUUGAAUAUAAUAAUAUAUUUCAUUCCAAAAAAUAUGACACUGACAUUGGUUCAAUAAAUAAUGCCAAAUUUCAAUCAAGUGGUGGUAUGUUUUAUGAUGGCAUCAGUCAUAAUUCCUAUUCAAUGCAUUCUGUGGAACCUCAUUCAUCACUACCAAUUGCCAGUAGAAGGUUAUCAUGUCAAGAUGUUGAAGUGCAAAGUGAAACUACAAUUCCACCUCCUCUUCCUCCUCCACCACCACCACCACCUCCACCACCACUGCCUCUGUCUUCUCAGAAGAAUGGUUUACAUUUGUCAUAUAAUUUUUCAUAUACUCCAAAUGAUAUAAAACCUUUGAGAUCUUCCAAAUCUAAUGGUAUAAUCACAACUGCUCAUAUGGAUUCUUCGCAAAAAGUUAUUAAUAAUUUAGAAGCAUCUUUUAAUUCUUUCCCUAAAAGUUUUGAUAACUUUAUAAAAGAACCAGUUACAUCCAAUGGAGAUCUAGCAUUUCAAAAAAUUGCAUCUUCUGAAGCUUCAAAAAAUUUAGAAAAAGAAUUAAGUCAUAAAAUUAAUGGAAUUUCCCAAAAUAAAGACAUGGAUAAAAAAUUAACUGUAGAUGUGAGGAAACAAAGAGUAUCUGGAAUAAAUGAUUAUGAGGAGAAAUGGAAGAAAGAUGAACAGUUACAAGAAAAGUUAAUACCUGGUACCUGUAAAAACUAUAAUAGUGAAAGUGGUGAAUCACAAAAAUUACAACCUAAUUUAGUAAAACCUAUGAAUGGUAAUAGAACAAAUUACUCUAAUCUUACUACCAAACAUAGUAGUACUUCUUCUAAUAGUUCUCCUGAAGGUAUCAGUUCAAACAAUAGUCAUAAAGAUAUAAGUGAUGCAUCAAAAAUAAGAAGAGAGGCCAAGAAAAUUGCCGAAAAAGUUGAAGCCGAAGGAGAAAACAUAGUGGAUGAAUUAACACAAAGCAGUGUUAGUUGCAUAUCAGAUAUUGAUAAUGUUCUUCCUCCUUCAGUUAUGGGAGAUGGUCUUUCUUUAAGUAUGACAAGUAGCGGUUUAUCAGACGUAUUAUCUUCGACAAACAAUGGGAAAAUAUCAGGAGAAAGAAGGCCCAGUCUCAAAAAGUCUAGAAAAAGUAUGAGAAAUCGUGCUUACUUGCACGAUACCGUCCGACAUAAUCUCCAUAUCGACGUUAUGAAGAUAAGUUCUGGAUCAGAAAUUUUAGAGGCAGUGCAGCCACCAUCGGGCAUGGAUUCUGUCGAAAAUUUAAGUUUGAAAAGCAGCGAAACUUCGGAUAAUGUCUUAGAUAACGUGAAUCCACCAUCAGUAAUGGAUGAAUUAUCUAUGACUGGAAGUUGCGCCAGUUUAAAUAGUAUUAGCUCAGAUAUUUUAGAGAGCAAAUCUCAUUCCGUAACUGAUGCACCAAAUGGUAAAAGUAACAACUCUGAAAUGUUUGAACGUCUUAAUGCUGCUGCUGCUAUGGUGCAAGUUUAUUCAAGAGAAUUAUCGAAUAUUAUGACCGGUAGUAUGAAGAGUAGUUACAAUUCAGAUAUUAUAGAUCAAGUAAAACCUCCUUCCGCAUUUCAGGAGAUUACAGAGGUCACAGCCGAAGAUGGUACAGAAGUUGCUUCGGAUACUUUAGCUUCGGAUACAGAGCUAGAAGAAGAAUUACCCCACGAUGACGAUGCCUCUGUUCCUUCUUGUGAAACUGUUCAGGCAUUUCAUUUGUCUAAAAUUGGGAAGGAACAGAUCGAAGGAAGCACGGAAAAUCUAGUCAGUACAAUUCGUGAAGAAUUGGUAGUUACGAAUAGAUAUAAAAGGAAGAAAGUGGCAAAAGCCAAAAUAUUUCCAAAGAAAGAAGACAUAACUGCCGAAGAAGCGUUAGCUUUACAGGAAAAUGCUAAACUUGUUGUGUCUACAAUUCACGAAAUUAAAAAUAAAACUACUACAAACGAUAUGAUAGAAGAUGAAAUUAUGUCAUUAGUUUCGAUUGAAUCAGAAGAUAAUCCCAAAACUGAACGAAAAGGUGCAAGAAUAGUAAAACCAAUUAAUAGAGAGACUAUUCGACAGAUGCAGGAGAAAAAGAUUUCGGAAAAAUCAAAAGGUAUCAGAGGAAGAGCGUCCGUACGAUCGGACAUUAGAAGUGGUUUGCAUACUAGUAAAUCAAAACAGAGUACGAUUAACACAUCGUCGCCGCCAAGCGUUAAACCUACGAGAACAUCAGCUCUCAGAGCAUCUCAGAACCAGAGAUCUGCGGCUAGAAACUCUAGAAUUUCGAGUAAAUCACCAAUGAGUUCUUAUUUGAGUCUUAGCAGACCUUUAAGAAAAAUCGAGCGAUCACAAAACAGUUUAGAUAAAGAGAACAUCCCUCAGAAUACUGAUUUAAAAAAUAUUACAACGAUAGAAGUUAACGGAGAACAUAGUAGUACAGAUUCGGACGAUGGAAAACCGAAAUUAUUAGUUAAACAGGGAACGUUUACCAAAGAUAAACCUAGUCAAAACGUUCCACACAUAUCACCGACCAGUCCUAAAAAAGCACAAAACGGCAAUAUAUACAUCAGAUCACACCCGAAUAUUCUUCCGUCUUUAAAAGAUACCAUCAACGAGCAUCCGUCGAUCGAAUGCGAUAAAUCAAACAACAUUAACAACGGUAAAAGUAGUACCAAGAGUCUCACUAAUAGCACCUCUCGUUCUAAAUUUAAUUCCGUUAGAAGAAACAACAAUAACAGUUUUAGAAAACUGAAUAAUUUGAAAUCUUCUCCAAGUGCUCAGAAUCUAGGAAGACAAGUGAACGAGAAGAAAUUUAAUAGUAAAAGAAGUCCUAGCGCCACAAAUUUAUCAACUCGUAGCUUUUCUGCUCUGGGAAGUAGCCAAAGCACCGCGAGCAAUGCAAGCAGCUUAUCGUCUCUGUCCUCUGGAGCAUCCAUAAAGAAGGGUCCAAUCAUCAGAAAGGAUGUUCCGAGCAAAAUCGCCUUCUUAUGGAAGAAGAGUGCGUCUGACGGAUGUACUAGUGAUGGAGAAAGGAGUAAGGGAGUUUUCAUGUCCAAAAUGAAAUCGAGUGAUGGAGAAUCAAACAAAGCAUUCACCAACAGAAGUUUGAGCAUCAGGACAAGAUCGUCUUUCGUGGUAGCCACGUCAUCGUCUGGAGAUGGUCUGAGUCGCAGUUCCACUUAUGACAAACUGUCUCAGGAGAGCAGUCAAAGUGGAAGCGACAAAGAAGCUACCAAGAAACCCGAAGUUUCUCCACCUAUUGUUCCUUCCGACAAAAGACGUCCGACUAGAACGACUCCCAUCAAAGGAAUUGUUCACUGCCAUCAUAGUCAUGAUAUACGUACACCUCCUAUCAAUACGUGGAAGAAGAGCAGAGCGUCUCAAAGACGAUCACUGUUAAAUUCGUCCAUCAAGACGUCAAAACCCGACAAUGCCAGAUUGCGCACGCAAUCCACGGGAAGAAAACACGUGUCUACCGAUUCCGUAGAGACGUCUGAUGAAAACGAGAUCUCUCUCACAAAAGUCAAAGUUUGCGCAACGGGACUCGUCACCUCAGAUAAGACCGAAAACGAGGAUCAUCAGAAUAGUAACGUUUUGAAAUCCGAGGACCAUGUAGACGGGACGGUUUUGACAUCCAAUAUCCCAAAUGUGACGUUGCGUGACGAAGAAGAUGAAGAAGACGACAAAGCGCCAUCAUCCGAAGUGGGAGAGAGUGAAGAAGAAUGCGUAGACAACCAAUCGACCAAUCGCACCGAAGCAUUUGCGGAGACGUCGGACAUUCAAGCGGAACCAACACCGUUUUUGGUGACGACAGUCUGAUCUCUUGUGACGUUUCUAAUUCUUGUACAGAAAAUGUGUCUCAGUUUCGUGUGAUGUAAAUAAUUGAAUAUCUGCCGCAUGGUCUGAAAUUAACGUUAUGGUUUUUUUAGAGUGAAAACGUUUACGUGAGAAACCUGUCUCGAUUGUUACUAUACCGACUUUAUACGUCACGUAUCAUAUUUAAAAUGGUUUCUUUUUUGCAUAAAUAUUUUUAUUCCAUAUUUAUAGAAAUUACCACGAUAUCCGGUGUGCUAAUUCUCCGUACGACAAUUUGUAUCUAGUCAGUUUCAUCAAAAUAACAUUUUUAUCCUUUUUUGAAAAUUUUCUUUUUCUUCUUAUCUUUCUCUUUUCCUUUUUAAGUCGUUCUCCAAAAGCUAGUUGAAAUAUAGUUGGAGAAAUCCCUUUAAUUAAUAUUUAAAAAUUUUCUAGCGAGUUUUUACAUGGUAAUUUCGAAAUUUUGAUCGGUAAUUACCGUGACAAAAGUGUGAAACAGCCAGUAAUGUGGUUCGUUGUAAAAGUGUGCUCUUCUAUAUUCAUAGAAACGAGCGCUACGAUUAAUAAGGAUGACAUGUUAAUAUUUAAUUUUGUUUUUGAUCAAAAAGUAUCGUCCGCGUGACGUAAAAUAGGGUCGAAGGUCGAACAUAUUUGGAAACAAAUAUUGUUCGAACCGAAAAAGUUAAAGAAUGCAAACCAAAUUUCUCAAAUUCUGCGUGAAUAAUUUGUGUAUAAUAUACAAGAGAAAUUAGCAAUCGAUAUCUUGGCAAUUUCGUGAAAUUUAUUUAUAUAUUUAUUUUGCUAUCAAAUUGUAAUCGUGAAAAACUGUAGAAAAAAAAAAGAAACUACUGAAUAGAGUAGUUUAAUUUGAUAUAUCUUACGAUACUGAAUAUUAAAAUUCCCUCUAAAAAUACAUAAUGUAUAUACAUUAUUAAAAAAAAAAUGUAUAAGUUAUUAAUAUUUAAAUUUUGAACAAUAUUUUUAACUGUAUUAUGUAUAGUACUUAACAAUGACUGUAGUUAUAUUCAGGUUGGUGCAAUUUCCAUAUAGGUUAUCCGUCACACUUGAGAAAACACGAAGUGUUAGAACUUAUGGCAUGUCUAGUCAUCUAUUUAUUUUUUAGAAAACAAAUUCUGUAGGGUUUUUGGAUAUAGCCAAAUCAAAGUAGCCAAGACGUUAAUUUUUUCAUAUAUAUAUUUAUACAUUCAUUUUUUUUAAGAGAAAACGCUUCCAAUGCCUCUCGAUUGCAACUGAUUUUUCUGUAUUCUAGACUCUAUUUAAAAUAAAUAAUAUCAGCUUUAUUGAAUUACAAUAUAAGCCUGAUUUACUGGAACAACGUGCAAUUUUAAUUUUGAAAUUAUGUUUUCUUUUUGUUUUUAUAUUUUAAUAUAUACCCCAUAUUUAAUUUUAUGUUCAUGAAAUAUAAAUUGUGCAAUAAACUUUGCUACGUGUGGUCUGUAAAGUAUUGUGUUGUUGUUGUUCUCGAGUAUUCGGAAAAUUCGUCCGAUAUGGAAAAGUAUGUAUAUAAUGUAAAUAAAUUAUGAAAUAAAUAUAAUACUUU
Molecule: messenger RNA, 10994 nt
Organism: Centruroides sculpturatus (bark scorpion)
Lineage: Eukaryota; Metazoa; Arthropoda; Arachnida; Scorpiones; Buthidae
Product: adenomatous polyposis coli protein-like
Exons: 16
Coding region: 182-9439 (3085 amino acids)
Biological process (GO): nervous system development; negative regulation of canonical Wnt signaling pathway; negative regulation of microtubule depolymerization
Cellular component (GO): catenin complex; cytoplasmic microtubule; beta-catenin destruction complex
Molecular function (GO): microtubule binding; gamma-catenin binding; beta-catenin binding
Source: RefSeq, a predicted model, not a curated record